Molecule: messenger RNA, 231 nt
Organism: Plasmodium gonderi
Lineage: Eukaryota; Apicomplexa; Aconoidasida; Haemosporida; Plasmodiidae
Product: mitotic-spindle organizing protein 1
Exons: 1
Coding region: 1-231 (76 amino acids)
Biological process (GO): gamma-tubulin complex localization; mitotic spindle assembly; microtubule nucleation by interphase microtubule organizing center
Cellular component (GO): centrosome; interphase microtubule organizing center; spindle
Source: RefSeq, a predicted model, not a curated record
AUGGCGGAGAAAGAAGCAAAAAAAGAAGCCAUCGAAAUAAUUUAUGAAAUUUCAAACAUACUAAACGUAAAUUUAGACAAAGAAACGAUCGUGAUUUUAAUACAACUAUGUGAAUAUGGCGUCAGUCCCAAGGUUCUUUCACAUAUUAUUAUCCAAUUGAAAAAGGAAAAGCAAAAAUUUCUACAAAAUUUAAGUAACAAUAUGGGAAAUUACAAGGAGGAAAACACAUAA